AACAACGGAAGACAACCAGUUGCACGAUGCAUUCCUGGAAUUACUUCCGGAUACUUGCGCAGCUUCUCUUCCUCCUCUCCCUCUAUAACGCACGCCACAAUGCAUCAUUGGCAAGGUGUUCCACAGACUCCAACUUUACCACCAACAGCACCUACCAUUCCAACCUCAACCUCCUCCUCCCAUCCCUCACCUCGGCCACCGUCUCCACCGGCUCCGCGAACACGUCUGCAGGGCGUUCCCCAGACCAAGUCUUCGGCCUGGCGCGUUGCCAACUCGACGUAUCUCAAGACAUAUGCCAAGCUUGCCUCGCCACCGCCGUCGACAACCUCCGCCGUAGCUGCCCCUCCGCAAAAGAUGCGGCCACUUGGGGAGAUCGCUGCUUCCUUGCUUACUCCAACGCAACUUUCUCGAACGAUAGCGAUAAAUUAUCCUUUUACCAAAUCGUAUACAAUGUACAAGAAGUUUCGGAGACGUCGAGAUUCGUGAAUCUGGUGGAGGAAUUGAUGAAUGCCCUCAUCAACUGGGCUUCCUACAAGACCGACAGCAUGUUCGCCAUUGGAGAAGCCAACUUUACGAGCUUCACCAAAGUGUAUGGAUUGGUGCAGUGCACCAGGGAUCAGUCUGAUGAUGACUGCUUUCUGUGUCUUCGGCAGUCGUUGGGUUUAAUGCAGGGUUGUUGCGGGAAAAACCAGGGAGGGGUGGUGUUGAAGUACAGGUGCUUCUUAAGGUACGAGACCUAUUCAUACUAUAAUAUGUCGGUCCCGACAUCCCCACUGCCUCCGCUGUCAUCUGCACUCUCUUCAGCACCUCCGCCUGGAGCUACGGCCAAUCCACCGCCUCCGCCUGCUGUGGUGGACUCCAACUCUUCGUCAUCAUCUGCGAGAGAUGCAGGCAAGUUACAGUACAUAAUUAAAUUAUGUACCUGCAUUAAAUUACAGACGAUUCAUCCAUAUUUUCCUACCAAUUGUUGCAAGUUGUACACAAUUAAAAUUUAAUUAUAAGAAGAUGGAAAUAUUCAUCAGAUGUUGUUUAUCGUUUUAAUUCAGGAAAAAAGCAGAACUCUAAAAUAGUAGUGGCUGUCGUCAUCCCCAUCCUCGGUGCUGUGAUGCUUGUGGCAGCGCUUUUGAUUUUUUUGUGGAGGACGAAAAUAUUUGCCAGAAAGUCCAGUAUGUAAAUUUAUUUUGACUCCAUCUAUGUUUUUUGUUUCU
Molecule: messenger RNA, 1208 nt
Organism: Musa acuminata AAA Group (dessert banana)
Lineage: Eukaryota; Viridiplantae; Streptophyta; Magnoliopsida; Zingiberales; Musaceae
Product: cysteine-rich repeat secretory protein 38-like
Exons: 1
Coding region: 27-995 (322 amino acids)
Source: RefSeq, a predicted model, not a curated record